CCGCCCAAUCGGGCGAUGCGGCCGCCGUCUUUCCUUCCCCCGAUUGGCCGCGCCACGCCCAAUCGGAAGCCGGUGGGGGGGGCAAAGGGAGCUGCGACGGCAGCCCGGAAGGGACAAACUCGAGCGGGGCGCUUCGCCCUCGUUCAUGUCCCGGGCAUGGCUGGCGCGGGCUGGCGGGGCGGGCGCUUCCUCCUGGCGCGGGCGGCGGCGGGCGGCGGCGGCGGGGCGAGGAGCCGGGGCUCUUGCCGGGAACCGGGGACCGACCCGCCCUGUCCGGAUUCCAAGCCCGGGAAAAGCAGCGGAGCCCCCAAGAUCUACACCAAGACGGGAGACAAAGGGUUUUCCAGCACCUUCACCGGGGAGAGGAGAGCCAAAGACGACCGGAUCUUCGACGCCUUGGGAACCCUGGACGAGCUGAGUUCGGCUAUAGGGUUGAGUGCUGAAUUUGGCAGUGAAAGCGGCCACACGUUUGUGGAAGAACUCCACAAGGUCCAGUGUAUGCUGCAAGAUGCCGGCUCUAAUGUGGCAACGCCCAUCUCUUCAGCCAGGGAGUCUCACAUAAAGCGAACGUCCUUCAGUGAGAAGCCCGUGCUGGAGUUGGAAAGCUGGAUAGACAAAUACUCAGAUCAGCUCCCACCGCUCACCUCCUUCAUUCUGCCAUCUGGUGGAAAAAGCAGUGCUGCCCUCCAUCUCUCCCGGGCUGUGUGUCGCAGAGCCGAGAGGUGUGUCGUUCCUUUGGUGAAAACAGGAGAAGCAGAUGGAAACGUGGCCAAGUAUUUAAACAGGCUGAGCGACUACCUGUUUGUCUUGGCCCGGUUCGCUGCGAAGCAGGAAGGGAAGGAGGAGCAAAUCUACAGAAGGAUGGAGCCCCAAGACUAAACUCGUGAAUGCAUGAUGUGGAAUGAGCAACUUUUGAGCCAACAGAAGGCAAAGCCGAAGUGUCAAAUGCCAGCAAUUUGAAACGCUCAGACCCCUACCUGAAAAGCCAAUAGAAGCCCACAGAAAUUCAGAUUCCUGGCCGCCUUGUUGGGAGUCCGGCUUGCGUGUGUGAAUUCAGAGCAACUGUGAUGAUGCCUGAAGAUGCCUUCGUUGCUUCUUGGAACACUGGAGGGAAUUCAGGUUUAGUUCAGUCCCGUUGGCUCCAGUUAAGCGUGGUGUUGCCUGCCAGGUUCCUUCGGUCAAAAUAAAAAUAGAUCCGGAUUCCUUCCCUCGGCCACGACUAUCGAUACGUCUUGUCAACAAUCUUGGAAAGCGGCUUUCGAGAGACGGGCACUAUUGGCAAAUGUUCCAGAAUCGGGCCUUGCCAGUAAGUUCUUUCACCGGCUCCCCUUUUCUCCCAGUCAUGCAUUUUUAAAAAAGAAAAGCUACCGCAGCAUUCAACCAAUUUGUCAACUUUAUUUCCUGUAUUCCUGAAUUUCCAGUGUGAAGAAUGGGCCGUAAUUAAAAAAAAUACUAAGCGA
This is a messenger RNA of Ahaetulla prasina, 1460 nucleotides long. RefSeq names its product metabolism of cobalamin associated B (gene MMAB). Gene Ontology annotation, molecular function: corrinoid adenosyltransferase activity. The record is from RefSeq and is a predicted model, not a curated record. NCBI's taxonomy places the organism in Eukaryota, Metazoa, Chordata, Lepidosauria, Squamata, Colubridae. Bases 16 to 879 code for a protein of 287 amino acids. The transcript has 9 exons.